This is a messenger RNA of Callorhinchus milii (elephant shark), 783 nucleotides long. RefSeq names its product regulator of G-protein signaling 5-like. The record is from RefSeq and is marked provisional. Lineage: Eukaryota; Metazoa; Chordata; Chondrichthyes; Chimaeriformes; Callorhinchidae.
ACCAGAGGAGUAGCAGCUGGCAAAAUGUGCAAAGGCUUAGCUGGGCUACCAGCAACAUGCAUUGAAAGAGCCAAAGGGAUAAAGACAAAAUUGGGCAUCCUGCUGCUGAAGCCAGAAAACAUCAAUGACUACAUCAUCCCCUACUCUGAGAAACCGGAGAAGUUCAGCAAGCCCCAGAGACCUUCCCAGCUAGAGGUGCUGCAGUGGCGUGAUUCGCUGGAAAAACUGUUGCUGAACAAUUAUGGCCUGCUUGCCUUCAGAGCAUUCCUGCAGUCGGAGUACAGCGAGGAGAACAUUGAGUUCUAUCUGGCCUGCGAGGACUACAAGAUGAUCAAGUCCCCUAUGAAGUUGACCUCUAAGGCAAAGAAGAUCUAUGAAGAAUACAUUGAGAAAGAAGCCCCCAAAGAGGUCAACCUCGACCACUUCACCAAAGACAUCAUCGUGAAGAACCUGGUUGAACCCUCUCCAUCCACUUUCGAGAUUGCCCAGAAGAAAGUGCUCACUCUGAUGGAGAAGGAUUCCCUCCCCCGCUUCCUGAAAUCCGAACUUUAUCAAGAAAUGAUAAAGUAACAUCUUGGCCGGGCUGUGCAAAACAUUGGGAGUUCAUCAGUCUACUAACUGAAUUGAUAUCUGAAUAUAGCCUCACUCCUGUUAGUUAAAAUAAAUACUAUCUUUCUCUUCUUUAAAACUCAGAGCACCAAACUAACACCAUUUAAAAGGUUUGUUUUUUGCAUAGCCCCCAAAAAUAAACAGGCACCAUUUCUGGUAAAGUGUGCGUACCUU